Molecule: messenger RNA, 10024 nt
Organism: Xyrichtys novacula (pearly razorfish)
Lineage: Eukaryota; Metazoa; Chordata; Actinopteri; Labriformes; Labridae
Source: the annotation of a GenBank genome assembly
UCACUGUGAAUCUCUGACAGACCCAAAUGGCAGGUUCAGGCACAGUGAGAUUUCCUACAUCACAACUGCAAGCUCCGCCCCGAGAGCCCCUCAGAGAGGAAGAGAGGACGAUCACGGAACAAGCGUGUGUGUUAGCGGAUUUUAAUGCUCGUAAGAAAGCUAAUUAUGAUAUUAACUUUUAUCAUGCCCCUAAAGACAUUAGUGUCUGAAAGCUGAGUAGCUCCUAUGUUACCUGCCACUUCUACUACACUGGCAACGUUAGGCUGCAAGCUAGCAUGAAGAGGAGUGUGCAGAGCAGUGCUGUCUCUGCCCACGACUCCGAGGCAAAUUGCUAAUGAGCUACUGGAGCUCUGCAGAAGAAAAGCCCUUAAAAAUGACACAGGUAACACGAUUUUGGCCAAAAACUUUAUAUUUAAAGACCACUGAUAACAGGUAAGGUAAUAAAAAGAUGAUCAGAGUGGGACUUUAAGGCAUUUAUGGCAGAUUAUUAACCUCUAUGAUUCAUUGGGUUGUGUUGGCCAACCAUAAUCAACAGUCUUCAAGAAAACCAUGACCUGGAUGAAUGAGAAUCUACAUGGACAUAAUCAACAGUAUGUUUCUAGCUGUACUCUCUGCAGGAAAAUGUAGUCCGGCUGAAGCAUUGCAGAGGCUUUGGCAUUAGCAUCUACUCAGGAUAGCAGAUUAAAAACAGAGCAUUACAGACAGCAGGGUGAGGAUUUCAACUCUGUAUCCACUCAUCAUACAUCACCAGUAACAGAGGCAUAACCUGCACCCACUCGUGAUAGUGGAAUCUCAUGAAGCCUCAUAACAACAACACAUCUUGUGGCUCUGAUUGGUACUGCAUUUAUUUUACAUUUAAAGCCUUGACUGUUACAGAGGGCUAAGGGUCACAUCACAAGCCUGUGGGCUGUACAAUAAAGGUUAUGGAGUGUGCACGCCUUAACCGUGCAUUACAUUAAUGCCCUAGUUUCUAUGUAGUGUACUAUUGAAAAGGAGGCCCUUGCAUUGCUGUGGGCUCUUCAAAACUAAGGUGUUUGAUGGUUCCUCUUUGCAGACUGUUGUUUACACUGAUCACAAGCUGUCACAACCUGCUGUUUUUGAAUCACUGUUAUGGCUGGUUCAAAUUCUCUACAUACUAAGGGACACAACACAAAAGGUUGAAGUUUGUAGUUUGUUUUUUUCAAGCAAUAAACAGAAAUAGAUGCGAAACCCUUAAACAAACCAAGAGGGGCUGCUGCUGUCGGGUGGAGCGAGAGAGUGAGAAGGUUAGUGAGUCCUGUCUAAAUAGACUCAGCCUUGAUUGACUCCAGGGGUUUGCAAAUGGGGACAUUCAGACCAGGAAACAAAUACGCUUAACAGGAAGAAACCCUGAUAUAACAAGAGUUUGGUAUGUGUAGGUAUCGUCAGACCUUCUGUAGAACACAAGAUCAGCCAAAAACAACAAGCAUUUUAUUGAUCAUUCUGUCUACACAUCCCUCAGGUUGGUUCCCAUGACGUGGUCAGCAGACUGCAGUGAUCAUUUUAAUGCCCUCAAGCUUCAUUACUGUAGACGCUCGCAACAACAACUUGAACAGAAUACUCAAACACUGAGGAGUUUGUAGACCACUGCAUCACAGUCAUCAAUACUGAAGGGGGCUGGAGAGCUGCAGGAUACUGUGAACUCUCUGUUUAAAAGACUGUAGCCAAAGAAGCAUUGCAAACAAGAAUCAUGCCCAUUCACUGUUCACACAAGCUGAAGGAAGCUGCUGCUACCAUUCGCUCACAUCACAAUCUAGACAUUUUUCAAGGAACUCAGCUUGUGAAAUAAGAUGAUGACUUCUGGGAAAUUUUGAUCUCACGGGAAGCAAUUCUCACUCAGUUUGUUUUGAACCUAGUUGGAGAAUGAAGUUUUUAUAUUUCAUCAUGUUUUUCUGCUUCUCAGGUAAGUGGCGAUUAUAUCGACUAGAAAGCUGUAUGGCUGUAAAAACACUCCUAUCAGUUUGUCGUUGAAUUUAUGAGCGUUAAAUGCAAAUGGUGGGUCUAAUUUGUGUACAACUCACUGCUUAAGAAAUUGUAUCAGACAUAGAUUUAAUGACAAGUUGCAAUCAUGAUAAUAAUAAUAAAAGUAACAAUAAUCAUUACAUUUUUAACACUUUAUUUACAAUAGAAAAUCACAGUGUUAACAAGAAAAGGCAUUGAUUAGGCACCAUCCAGAGGCACCAGAGGUUGUUGUUGCAUGUCAUUCUUCUUGACUGUUCACUUUCAAAUGAAAAACAAUUCAGGAAAUAUUUAGAAUUACAAAGAAGAGUUAUUAUGGACUGUAAACUUCUCUUUGCACAUUUAUUAAGUGAUGCAGCAACUACUUAAAAUAAAAUUCACAAAUCAGGAAUACUGGGGGAAUAAGAGAGUGGCAUGCCUCAAUUAAAACUUAGCAAAAAUAUUAAGUUUUAGCGUUUUGCAUAAAAUCCCAGUUGAGUAGUGGUACAAGAAAAGUAGCAAAACCAAAACCUGACUGAUCGAAGAUCAAGCUGUGUUGGGAAAAAUACUCUGUCCCUAUUCACAUAAAACAAAUGUGACAAAUUCCAACAAGGAAACGAUCCAAAAAUGUAAACAUGGCCACUUGCAGCGCCUGAUUUCUCCCGUAUCAGCAGUUUCUUUUGGUCAAUCUUUAUUUCAAUCUUUUCUUUUUAGCUUUGGUUCACUCCCACAGUCUCAUGAGUGUCAUGGUCAGUCACAACAGACAAGGGUUCAGUGAAACAUCUCUGAAAACCUGCCAAACAAGGCCCGCUUCACACAGAAACAGAGUUAGCCUCUGUUAGGCCAGUGUUUCCCUCAAAAAUACAAAAAGAAAACAGACCCAUAAGUACAAGAUUUCAAAUGAAUAUUGGUCCACUAGCUGAGACAUCUCUGACCAAUUGAGAUAUUCAAUUAUUCCAACAAGCUCGGGACCACUCAAGGGUUCUAUCCCAGUUGGAGGUGCCAGUAACACUUCCAAAAGGAUUUCCUGACACAGAUCAUAAAACUACCCACAGUUCAUAGCAGUAGUUUAGAGUUGAAAUACAGAGAGGCAGAUUGAUAAAUACACUUCUUUUGCCUUUCCAGGCUUCUCUCUCUUCAUAUGACAAUCCAGAAUGAUCAAUGCCAAUACAGACCCAUCUGAGGCGCCUAAGUUCAUUUUGACCACCUAAACUACUUCCUAUGAGAUAACUGAUUCCCUGUCUUUAGGGAGCAUUCAGUGUUUCCUGACAGGAAACCAUGGCUACAUACUCUGUAGUGCUGAUUUUCAUGUCAACAGCCUCACAUAAAGAUUUAAAUGAAGCUAACCACAUUAUUUCUAGAGAGAAAAAAAGGAGGUCCCCAAACUAGCUCCUCUACCUCCACCGUUGAGUUCAUCUUAAUGAAACUCAGUGUUUCAGUGCCAGGGACGGGGGACUUCUCUGGCAGAAGCCAACACAAAGUAGGACUGUGUUUGAUUUUGUAGUAAGGAUGAUGACACAGGUCUCACUUUUGGUCCUCAAUGGAUAAAUGGUUUGUGGCAAAGGCUCAUGUUGUAUUUUGAGGGCACUUUCCAUGGGGGUACACAAGAGACAUGGCAAGCCCACUCCAAGCCCACUAAACAUAUACUGGCUUCAAAAGCUCCUUAAAGGUGGAGUAGGCAGGAUUCCAUUCAAGAAGGAUCUUUUUUUGUGGUGUGUAUACAAAAAGCUUUCAAUAUCAGUUAAUAGCGAUUGGUUAUUGAUGACAUUUGGGAAUAUAAGGAUAUCGCUGUGUUUUGUUAUGUCUGUGUAAUCAACAUUUUACAUUUUUUGAGCGGCCUGCUCUGACUGUAAACAAAGCCGUUCUCCGCCUCCCCUAACCUUAUUGGUUGUGAGGUGGACGCUGCUCCUGAGUGCUGAUUGGUUGUGAGGCAGAUGCACCCCCAUGUCGUUCACGAGCCCAAACAAAGUUAGCUUGUUACAAUAUCGAACAGUAGAAACCAACCAGAAAGUACGGACAACUGUCUGAAUCCUCCUUUGGCCACGACCACCAACACAAGCAAGAAAACAAAGUAAAUACUGGUGACUCUGGUUGAAUAACAGGCACUUAGAAAGGAGGUAGACCAGUCAAGAGCUAAAAAGCCGGGUCAACAAUGAUGGGGCACACUUUGGGAUUUUGGUGACCCUGUAACCUUUCUGCUGGACGGGUAAACUGCUGUAACAGAAGUGUUUCUUGUCAAACGAGACCUGCUAUGUGUUGGAGUGCGGCUAAACUGUUUACCUCAGGUCCUGGAGUAUGUCACUUUAUGGUAGUUUUAGAAUUCCUGCAAAUAUUGUGUUUGCUGGUAAUAUGUUGGCAUCUACAGCAGCACUAAUGCUUUUUACUUUCACAUUGACUGAGCCCCAUUUGUAAUUAUCUGAAGUAUUUAUCUGCAUUAUAUCUGAAUUUAAUUGAAACGAUUCGAGCGAGCAGGAGUGUCUGUUUGUGGGCGGGGCUUUCUGGAGCAGAGAUGGAGGGGAGAGGAGAAGCUGAGGGGAAAACUGGUUGGGAGGGGUAGUGUUUAUAUCCAAGAUUUCCCCCCAAAACUGGCACUAACUCAGAUCCUGCCUACCCCACAUUUAAUCAGUCAUGUAAGGCUAAGGAGCUGGUCCACUGCACAGGACCAAGGGAAAAUCUGCAUUGCUCUUCUUGUAUGAGGCUCAGUGAUCAGCUGGGGCCAUCCUUCUAGCUGCCUGAAGUAAAUUUUUUCCUGAAAGGCGGAUUGAUGUGAAACCUUGAUUGGAGCAUAGCAUCCGGUUGCACUGUUUUGAAUUGGGAGUCAGUUUCCCUGUGCCAUUUUCGAAGUACUCUCCCAGACAGAUUUCUUAGGAGGCAUUGCUCUCUGAGCUGCUGUAUGGUGCAAAGUGCAAACAGCAAUCAGAGCUUUUCAGAAGGGUGACUCUCUUCCCCCGGGUAGUGUUCCAUGAUAAUGUGUAAGAUUACAGAGUUUCUUAAAACUUAUUUUUGCUGCCGUAACAAGGCCAAACCAAUCAGUUAUUACAGUUUGACAAAGAAAGAACUCUCUAUAUAUCAGAUAGGAGAUGUGAAGGUUGCUGCGAGCACUGCUUUGAAGAAACAGUUAUGUUAUAAACCUGCCAGUAAAAAAUGUAAAAUCUUCAUAAAUCUGGUAUUAGAUAUGGGAAAUUAAACAACCAGCCAGAAGAUGACAGACUGGCAUUGUUCUGGUAAAACUUCUUUGAGUAUAGUGUGACCUAUAUGUCUUGUGAUGUCUCAACACUUUUUUAAACAUCAAGACCACAAAGGUCACAUGAAAACACACACAUGCACUCAAACACAUAUAACAUAUUACCAGUCAUUCUCUUUCAUGUCAUCUCAAAGCGUCCUCUGUUCUUCCUGGACCCAAACCCUCCAUCAUCUCCCUGAUGGAGGUGAAAACUUCUUCCCAAGGCAGAUUUUCUUCCAGCUCUGAACCCUCACCAGCAGUUUCAACACUGUCUACAGAGACCAAGACGAUCUCGCACGCAGCAACUAAAAUGAAAGGUAACAGUUUGGAUGCUGCUCUCUCAAAGCUCUCUCAAAGAGCUUGAUAACAUAAUUGUAACAACUACAACUUCAAUAGUCCAUAUUGAAGUGGGGCUGUUCGAGGUUCUUGCCAACAAGGUUAUUACCCACAGAGGAUCCAGGUCAUAAAACUAAAACUAACCAAUCAGAGUUGGAACCAUCUGCAGGGCCUGGCUUGAGUUCAGCUUUUACCUUCUCGACAAAUAAAAUGAAGAAAUGUAUUAGUGGCACUUUAAAUACCUUAUUGUGAUCUUAAAAUACAUUUUAAGCAACAGUGCAACCAAUACAGCAGAAUUAAAUGCAGAGAGGGGUAUUUUAUUGUUACACCAAAAGUUGUUGGCAAAGCAUAAAGGAGAAACCCAUGUAGCAACACCACAUUAUGACAGCUUUUCACCCUCAUUAUCUUGUAAUUGUGAAUGUAAUAGAAAAGAUGGAGUAGGGGAGACCAGGGCUUGUUGUCACAUGGGUAAGUUGUCACACUGCAAUUAUCUUUGCCACCAGAGGGCUCAACUAAAAAGUGGAAUACUAGUUUUCUUCCUCUACAUGGUCAGGGGUCGUGUCCUGUCUGAGAAGAGAAGAGCACAUUGUGAGCUGAGAUGAGCACCAAUUAACCAUUCCGCACAACUUAAAGUAAAAAAAACUUUAUAACUUAAAACUUUAUAUAGUUUAAAAUAAGCUUCUUCUAGAUAAAAAUCUUAGCAGUGAUACAUGUGGACUUGUUAGAGGAGAGAUUAAGACAUCCUGUCAUAGCUCAGUCAUUGUUCUGUUUUAAGCUAACUUUAAGCUAGAGCUUUAAUUAGCCAACAUGGUAGUUUGAGGCAACAUGUCUCAGUCAAUUUGGGGUUAGUUGUCACAUGUUUAAAAUUGAUUAAAAUUAACAUGGAGAGUCAGUUGUCAUAUUGAAACUUUGACUUCAUUAUUAUUACAGAAAAAAGAGUGGUUUAAAGGAGAGGAGAAAGAGAGAAACCAUGGUCAGGUAUUUCAAAAGAAAAACAGAACAUGGCAGUGCAGUACCUGACGUGAUGCUGAGGGCAGUUAGGCAGGUGACCCUAGCUAAUAAAUCAAUCUGGAGUAUAAUAAAGGACUUUAAUGUCAACUACCAUACCUUAGCUCGGCACUGCAAAAACAUUCAACCCAGCCGAAAUACAGCAUGUUUGAUGAUAUUUUAUGUUAAUGUUUGUUCAAUGACUUUUUCUAGCUCAAUGAUAAACAUUUUCUGUGCCUGACUUUGAUGUUCACUUUCAAAUAAAAAAAUGAGAACAACAAUAAUUUUGUCCUUGUUUUAUAAGCUGCAAAAUCCACUGUGACAUCUUACCUCAUAUAGUGAGACAACUAACCCUAUGGUGGGGCAACAUGUCAAAUGUUUACACUCUCUAUUUAAUUGCUUAUAACUCUGCACUGACACAAGAUAUGAAAAUGACAUGAAUACAAAAUAUAUAUCUGAGACUUUGGUCUUUCAUCUGGUACACAUUUUGUUUAUAUAUGAUGUAUUGAUUCCAAGAAAUAUAUAAGAGUGUAUAAAGUGUGACAACAAGCCCCGGUUUCCCCCACCGCUUAGCAAUAAAUAUCGUGGCCUGCUGAAAAGACUUUUCAGUUCAAGAAAUCCAGCAGAGGGGGCCAACGCAACUCUCAGCAGUUUGGUUGCAGACGGUGGGACCUUCCUGGACAUAGCUCAAGCCACUGCGACUGUACUCAAAUGGUCCACUAUAAACCCUGCCUUCACGCAAUCCUGUCUCCUGUAAUGUGCAUUGAAAGGGAAGAUUAUUAUUGUCAAGUGAAAGGCAAGUGGAGGAAAGAAAGUGGAUGCAUUAAAAAUGUGACUAGACAUGUCAUUGCAUAGCUACCCACCAGAAGACAGACUAUUUUAUUCAUAUUUAAAAAAUGUGAUUUGGAUCUCAAAAAGUUUGUAAAAUGAGUCAAACUGUAAAGCACCUAUUGUUGUAAUCGACACGAUGAAGGCACAGACAAACUGUUUGUCUGCCUGUGUUGUCUGCAGAUACCACAGUGGUCAUCAUUGUUUCUGUAAGCUUGGCUCUUCUGGUCUGUGCCCUUAUCCCUUUUGUAUUCUACGGAUACUGUCGGACAAACACGAGUAAGAAGAUGCAUGCUCACAGACACAUCAUGCAAAAAAACACACCCUAGUAACCCUACAGUGUUAUCUAAGUCUCUUGUUCAUGUAAAUUGAAACACUAUUUUUUUUCCACUUGUUUCAGAUGACCAGAAUAGACCUGAAGCAAACAAGAGUGAGGUGAGCCACCGGUUAUCACCCAGUUGUAAUUCUGACUUGGCACCUAUUAAAGCAUCCAGGUUACAGUUUUUUUUUCAUCAACAGGAAGUUUGUUUUGAGGAAAAAACAGGGGUUUCUUCCACUCAGACUUCAGUGAGGCUUCAGGCUUCAGACCCAGAGUCCAGCAAUCAGGACGCCUCCCAGUUUGCAUCAGUCCACCAAGCACUAGAUCCAAUAAAUCAAGAUUAAGAGGGUUAUAUCUUUUCUAUACAGGAGAAAUAAUUAUACAUUUCAUAGUGGUGCCUUUCCCAGGCAGAGCACUACUGCUUUGCUGAUUUGGCCUGUGCAUGUAGUCAUAUGUCUCACUAACUUUUUGCUUCUUUCAAAACUAAGAAGGCAUACAGUAUAUUGAUGCAUUUAAAUUUAAUGUGAUGGUUCAAUGUUUUUUUUUUUUUUUAUAAAGUGAAACUAAAUCCCCAGUCCCCUUUUUCUAGCUAAAAAAACUGUUUAUACAGUAUGUCUCUCUUUAGUAGUGCUGAUUGAUUCAGGCUCAAACCUCCACAUUUGACAACAAAAUCUUCAAUUUCCUCACUAUGUGUCAGAUAGGUGCAUAGUGACUGCCCUCCACAGGUUGAAAUCCUGGUACUGCAAUCCAUUUUUUUUUUUUUUUGCUGGUUAAUCUGGAGCAUUAACCGUAACAGCUUUCCUGUAGACACAGCAGUUCGGCCCUGGUGGUUGCGUAAAUUGAGCCCACAGCGAUCUGCCAAGAGCCUGGCUGUGCAACCGUCACUUUUCCAGAAAUUGUUUCUUAUUGAAGGGGAUUUAGCCUUUCUCUUAAAAGGCCAAGCUGAAAUCUGACCCUCCUUAUUACUUAUGAUUAAACAACAAAGCUAAAGACACUGCUCUCUUUAAGCAGUCAAAUUUAUCUCUUAUUGAGAACUUGUACUGGGGAACCCGUAAAAAGGUGUAUCAGCUGUGUGGCAGUUGUUGAUUUAACAUCUACCUACCACAAGUGGUUUUGAACAUUAAAUACAUAUUUACAGAAACACCCCUUCUUAUUGUUGAUGGUCUUAUUCUUAUUUAUCUAUCUUUUUAUUUUUUUAGGAUUAAAUGAGGCAUCAGUAUUAAUUCCAAUAACUUUUGUAAUCAAUUUAAAACUCCUUACAGGAUCUUUAAGGUGGGGAUUGAGUAUAUUUAUUGUACACAUUUUUAUGCAGUAGAUGUGUAAGAGGCUACAUAUAUUCACAACCAACACUUUAUAAUACAAGAUUAGCAAGUCUGUAAAUGUUUUCUGUACAUUGUACAUGAUAUGGAAUAAUAACAUGAUCUUACCAUAGUUUUUUAAUCAGCAUAUUUCUAUUUGAAACCUAAAAAUCAUAUUGAAAGUCUGCGUCUACUGUUGUAGACCUACAGAGGAUGUACACAUAAGUGUUGCUAUUCAUCAGAUGAAGUUUUGCCUCUCACCUGAUAGCCUCCUCCACCAUGAUGAGAAACUUUUUCCGCUUUAUAAGUCACCUUUUUUCUGCCUUCACAUUUAUAUGAAUAUAAAAUGAAAAAGAAGUCCAUAUUAUAUGAAAUAGCACUGGACGUUUUUAUAAUAGUACUUAUACUUUGUGAUUUCUUUUCUUUUAAAAUUUGUUCCCUGUCAAUGCGGUCAAAGAAAUAGUAAUCAGAAUUAACUAUAUGUUGUUUACCGCAAGUCUAACAACACCUGGUUUUAACAUAAACUCAUUGAUUGAAAUGCAAUCCAUCCACGUGUCUAUUUACGCAUUUCUGCUGAAUUAGGUUUGUCACUUGUUGCAUCGCAGACUUUCCUGUGAGGGUGUUAGUCGGUCAGCUAAAAGGAAGAGGAGGAAAAUGCUGCAAGCUGCACUCCUACUAACACUUAUUUCAACACUUCUACUCACACAUGGGGAACACACCUACUGAUGGUUUGAUUCAAGACAUCUAGCUGUAAACUUUGUGAAAGUUGACUCAGUUGCCGUCUCUCAUGUGGUUGUUGUUUUUCAAGGCUGUCUAUAUCUUAUGGUGAUAGAGUCCUUUUCUACCUUUCACACCCAACUGAAUGUAUCUUUUUUUUAUUGUUGUGCAUGUGAAGCAACAUCAGGAAACAUUUAAGCCUACCUGUUGAUGGCCUCUCAUGUUAGCACUCCCUUGUUCACCCCUCUCAUUGUUAGAGGAAUGGUGGCUUUAUUGGACAAGAAAUUUCCAUGAUCUUCGAUUUGUUAAGUUUUUUAAAUCAAAAAUGCCUACCAAUAAAAAUUAUUGUCUGCACAACCA